Messenger RNA from Mytilus trossulus (common blue mussel), 5177 nucleotides. RefSeq lists its product as uncharacterized. Gene Ontology annotation, molecular function: sequence-specific DNA binding; DNA-binding transcription factor activity. NCBI's taxonomy places the organism in Eukaryota, Metazoa, Mollusca, Bivalvia, Mytilida, Mytilidae. The transcript is spliced from 15 exons. Bases 15 to 5021 code for a protein of 1668 amino acids. The record is from RefSeq and is a predicted model, not a curated record. Gene Ontology annotation, biological process: regulation of DNA-templated transcription.
UGAAAUCACAUGGAAUGGAAGACGAAUUCUACACUUCAGUUGAAGAGGAACAUAUAUUUUCAGUGAGGAAGCCAAGACGAGUUUACGUUAGAAGACCCCCUCAGCCAUUUACAUAUGCUUCUUUGAUACGAAAGGCUAUUGUAGAGUCACCUAACCAGAACUUAACAUUAAGUGAAAUCUACCAAUGGUUGCUUAAUGCAUAUUCAUAUAAACAGACAGAUGAUAUCACAACAAUGAAGAACAAUGCCAGACAAGUUCUUAGUCAUAAUAAUUGUUUUGUCCGAGUAAUUAACAACAAGAACGAAGGAGUAUGGACAGUUGAUGAGAAGGAAUUUGACAAACUUAAAGCACCACAUACAAGAUUAGUUGGCUGUUUAACUAAAAGAAGCAGUAAAUCUGUAAAUGAUCCUAAUUCAGGGAUUAUGAACAAACAAGAAACCAAGCAGAAUGAACAACUUUACCAAGUAUCACCAGAAGCUGCUAUAGAUUGUAUAGUUGAUGAUUGUAAGGAAGUUUUAUCUAGAAAAGCUGGGGAACCAGAGCCUGUGCAGAAACUACAAAAUCUUGUUAACAACAUUAAAUCCCCACCACCAUUUUACGACAGUAUUCUAAGUGAUACAAAGAUUCUACAAGAAGAAUGGGGCAAGGAGAGUGAAUGUAACUCUUCAAUUGAAGUUGACGAUUUACAAGCAUCAGAACAUUCUAUAGAAGGACAAGGAGAGAGAAUCCCAUCACCUAUAUUCAUGUUCAUAGAGAGUGAUGAUGAGAAAGAUUCUGAUAAAGAUGACCAAACUAGUUUGCAAGAUGGCGGACAGAUGAGUAAUUGGAACCAGGGCAGUAGAGUAAGACGGACAUGUUUUACCAAGAAACAAGUAGAAAUACUCCAGUCUCACUUUAACCAAAGGAAAUAUCCAGAUGCAUUCACUUUGUCAAAACUAUCUCACAAAGUUGGCAUAAACACAAGAGCUGCACAAGUCUGGUUCAAGAAUGCUAGAGCGAAACGGAGAAUGGUUGCAGAUUACUCAAACAUUGACAAUAACAGAAUUACUUCAGAACUCUAUGGAAAUGGUAACAGUUUUGGUAAAUCACCCAAUGUUGACAGGAGGUUUUGGAAGCCAGAAUCUCAUAUUGUUUUUGGGUCUUCUUUAUUACACAAGAAUCAAGUUGGUGUGUCAAAAAAUGAGAGUCCAUCAUUAAUAAAUCAUGACUCUGUUAAUUGUGUGAAAGAACCUGACAUGAUGUUAAAACACAAUAGAACUUCAUCUUGUAACCAGGAACAAGUUUUUGAAGUGAAACGUAUCCGAACAUCAGCUGACAGCAACGAACCAAUCAUUGAAGUGAAAAAGAUAUGUUCACCUAAGAAACAAGAAGUGUCUGGCAGAAAUUCAUCUCUCAACAAGGAACCAGUAAUUGACCUGACAGAUACCAGAUCAUCAUUGCCUCACAAUCAAGAGUCAUUGUUUCAAGUUGAGCAAUUCAGAAAUUAUGUCAUCAGUGGUGAACCAGUCAAUGACUUUAAGGAUACCAGUUCAUAUUUAAUUGGUAAAAACACUUCUGUCAUUGAUGUGCUACCUUCAAAUAAUUCAUUGAUAACUGUAGAACCAAUCAAUCACAAUGGUACCAGUUCAUCAACUAUCGACCACAAGGGUAACAGUACACCAAUUAUCGAUCACAAGGGUAACAGUACACCAAUUAUCGAUCACAAGGGUAACAGUACACCAAUUAUCGAUCACAAGGGUAACAGUACACCAACUAUCGACCACAAGGGUAACAGUACACCAACUAUCGAUCACAAGGGUAACAGUACACCAACUAUCGACCACAAGGGUAACAGUACAUCAACUAUCGAUCACAAGGGUAACAGUACACCAACUAUCGACCACAAGGGUAACAGUACACCAACUAUCGAUCACAAGGGUAACAGUACACCAACUAUCGAUCACAAGGGUAACAGUACACCAACUAUCGACCACAAGGGUAACAGUACACCAACUAUCGACCACAAGGGUAACAGUACACCAAUUAUCGAUCACAAGGGUAACAGUACACCAAUUAUCGAUCACAAGGGUAACAGUACACCAACUAUCGACCACAAGGGUAACAGUACACCAACUAUCGACCACAAGGGUAACAGUACACCAAUUAUCGAUCACAAGGGUAACAGUACACCAAUUAUCGAUCACAAGGGUAAUAGUUCAUCGAUUAUCAAUCUCAAGUCAAUCAUUGAUAUGAAGGAUACAAAUACCUCACUUAUAAAUUGGAAACUUAUGAGUGAUGAUAUGCUAAUAAAUGACAGUUUAACAAUAAGCAAACAAGAUACAGGUACUACAACAUUAUCACAUUUAAGUCAGGGCUCGUGUGUUGAAAUAAAGGCUUCCCAGGACUCAUGUGUUGAAAUAAAGGCUCCCCAGGACUCAUGUGUUGAAAUAAAGGCUCCCCAGGACUCAUGUAUUGAAAUAAUGGCUCCCAUGCAAUCACAUCUCAGACAGAACAUUUUUAGUGAAAAGAAAGAUUCAGUUAUCACACAGGAACCUCUUAUUGAAAUGGAAGGUACCAGUAUAUCAUUGAUCAAACAGGAACCAGUUUGUGAGGAACCAGUUAAUCAUAGUGAGACCUAUGAGGAUAUUAGUGAACCACCAGUUAGUAUAAAUCAAAUAAGUCCUUCUGAAGUGAGGGUUACUAGAAGUAGGGCAUCAUUAAUCAGUCAGAAACAUGAUAACCAGAGGCAGGGAAACAGUGUAUCCAAUCAGAAAACAGAUAGUGAUUCAAAGGUCAAGAGAACCACAAAGGCAGAUUUAUUUAAGACAGAAGAAACAGAUGAAGCAUCAGCAUCAGAGCAUGAAGAAGAAGAAGAAAAAGAAUACUCUGUAGAAAAGGUGGUUGAUUCCAGGAUCAAAAAUGGCCAAGUAGAAUAUUUACUGAAAUGGGAGGGAUACCCAGACUCUGACAAUACCUGGGAACCAGAGGACAAUAUCGAUUGUCCUGAACUUGUUACUCAAUUUGAACGCAAGAAGAAAUCUAAAGAAGAACUGAAGAGGAAACUUUCUGACUCGUUCAUGGUAUCCCCAGAGAAGAGACAGAAAACAGUAACGGAAUCUAGUCCACAAAAUGUAACAGAAACAAUUACUGCCUUAAAUGAUGCAGGAACAGAAAAACAAGCAGUUGCUAACACUUUGCUCAAGGAGCUACCUGCAGUAGGAACCAGUACAACAGGGUAUGAGGUCUUCUACAGAUUUAGAUUAAAUAACAUUAAUGAAUUGUACCCGAACUGUGAUGACAUUGGUUUAAAAAAGAUUAUAGAAAGUAAGUGGAUAGAACUUAACCAGCAGGAGAGAUAUAUGUAUUAUAUGUUGGCACUUGAAGUUUCAAAGAUGACAUCAGAAAAGCAGCUUAAAUAUUUCCAGAACCAGGGUAAACUAAGAGAGGAGAAUACAGUGGCUGCUUUAGACAUGUUAAACAAGACGGAGAUAGAUAUAAUGCAGAAGAACCAAGAAGAUAGAUUGAAAAUAAAAAAUGAUUCAUUAAAGGAGCAGAUAAAAAGUUAUGAAAUACAGAUGCAAGAGAAGGAUUUCCAGAACAAAGUUUUGAAAAAGGCAUUAGCUAAAAUCAAUGAUUCUAACAUUAAGAAUGACAUAAGUUCAACUGGUACCAAUGUUAUGUAUUUGUAUAACGAGCUUACAAGGGAACCAGAUGCAUUCAAGGACUAUUGCGGUUUGAGCUCCACUCGAUUUGAGAUUAUUUAUAAUUUGAUUUUCCAAGGGAAAAACAAAGACAGAAACUUAACAUUAAAAACAAAUCUUUUAAUGGUUUUAAGCAAGCUUUGGACUAAUAAAUUAUUUGAAUCUUUUGCAUGCGACUUAGUGAACGAGACUUCAGUUAGACAUAUUUUCAAGACUUUCUUAGGGAUAACAGCUGACAGACUAGAAAACCACUUUAUCUGGCCUAAUCGUGCAACUUUGCUAGCUAGGGUUCCAAAAGAUUUGGAACAAAAAAUCCCAAACUUAGUAGCUUUAGUUAAGUUGGUGACAGUUCCUGAAAGCAGUCAAAUAGAGUCUGAAAAUACAGUGCUAAAUAAUGAUACUAAUAAAAAGAAAGAAACCCAAACAACAGGGGAUCACUGUUACUCAUCUAUCUGUACAAAGGGAGAUAAUUCAAUGACUUAUAAAGGAUUUGUUGUUAUAGAUCUGAGUGGGUCAGUUAUCUGGUGUUCAAAGCUUGUCGAUGUAUGUGAUGGUACCAAAGACACAGAAAUAUUACACAAGUGUGGAUUAAAAGGAAAACUUGAGUCUUGUCUUAGAGAAGGAAUGCUUAAGAAAUUUGAUGCAAUUGUAUUUGAAGGUGGAGUUGCUAUUGAGAAUAAAAUAAGAAAUAUGGGACUUCAAUUUAUUAAAUCAAAAGGAAUCAAUCAUGAAUGUCAAUCAUUACAUUAUGAUAGCACUGAACCAUGUCCAUCAUUGCAUUCUGUAAACGGUGAACCGUGUCAAUCAUUACAUUUGGUAAGCGGUGAACCAUGUCAAUCUGUGAAUCCUCAUAGAUCUGUACUGUGUCAAUCGUUACAUUCUGACAGCGAUGAACCAUGUCGAUCGUUGCAUUUGUAUCGAGCUGUACCCUGUCAAUCUGACAGUGCUGAAUCAGGUCAAUCAUUGCGUCUUUAUAAAGCUGAUCCCUGUCAAAUAGUUAACAGUGGCGUACUGUCUCAAUCAUUACAUCAUGAUACGGUAGAACAGGGUGAAGCAUUGCAUCUUUAUAGAGCUGUACCACAUCAAUCAUUGCCUUCUAAAAGUGCUCAACCUUGUCAAUCAUUGCCUUCUAACAGUCCGAUGUUACUUCCACAUUGUGAUAUACUAUGUCAAAAAUUGCAUACCAACAGUGCCGACCCUUGUCAAGUGGAUUUAAUCGAUAGAGUCUUUUGUGAACUUAAAAUGUUUAAGAUUAUAUCAGAUGGUAUACCAUGUUCCCUCAAAGAAUCUAGAGAUAUCAUUUUUAAAGUGUGUUCAUUAUUGACUAAUUUUAAAAAGUAAAAUUAGGUGAAUAAAUCAUCAAAGUAUUUUCAGGUAUUUCAAAUUAUAGAAAAACAAUGUAGUUUGAUUUUUUGUAUAACAUUGAGAUUUUUUUUUAAUGUUUAAACUCAUUUUAUGUGUAAAACAUUCCAGUAAAUAAAAAACUCAUCACAGAUA